CUCGGCUGCCCAGGCCACACUGCACUUGCUCUGUCUCUGCCUGGGUCCUCCAGGGCCUUUUCCCGAAAGCUCGGCCCUUCAGAGCCCCGGGCGGGCUUGCUGAUGUUGGGGUCGGCCUGGGACUUCCUCGGAGGCAGUGCAGGGACAAGUUCAGACGGUCCAGAGGGCUGCAGGUGUUGGACAUCAGCAGGGGCCUGGAAAGUGCUGGCGAGCCGUAAUGCUGGCCAGCAACCUGUGGGAGGGCUCACGAGGGACCUCGGGAGAAAGUGAGGUCGGGAAGAUGUGUUGAAAUGCUUCUCAUCUGCUGGUGGACGCGUCCAACGUCGGAGACAACUGUUCGUGGUGUCCAUCAGCUGCUGAACAAGCGGUAAUGUAGCAGGUGGCGAUUUAGGAGAUGGACUCAGCACCUGAAAUAGCUGGGCUAAGCUGUCAUCCUCUUUAGAGGUGUGGGGGCACAGUUGGUGCUAUUUUCACUUGUCCACUAGAAGUCAUUAAGACGAGAUUGCAGUCUUCGAGACUAGCUCUUCGGACCGUCUAUUAUCCUCAGGUUCAUCUGGGGACCAUUAGUGGAGCUGGAAUGGUGAGACCAACGUCAGUGACACCUGGACUUUUACAGGUUCUGAAGUCGAUCUUGGAGAAGGAGGGACCAAAGUCACUUUUCAGAGGCUUGGGUCCAAAUUUGGUUGGAGUCGCGCCAUCAAGGGCCGUGUACUUCGCGUGUUACUCCAAAGCCAAAGAGCAGUUCAAUGGCAUUUUUGUGCCGAACAGCAAUGUCGUGCACAUCUUCUCAGCUGGCUCUGCAGCUUUUGUCACAAAUUCCUUAAUGAAUCCUAUAUGGAUGGUGAAAACCCGGAUGCAGCUAGAACGGAAGGUGCGAGGCUCCAAGCAGAUGAACACACUCCAGUGCGCUCGCUAUGUUUACCAGACGGAAGGCAUCCGUGGCUUCUACAGGGGGUUGACUGCCUCCUAUGCUGGAAUUUCAGAAACUAUCAUCUGUUUUGCUAUUUAUGAAAGUUUAAAGAAGUAUCUGAAAGAAGCUCCAUUAGCCUCUUCUACAAGUGGGACUGAGAAAAAUUCCACAAAUUUUUUUGGACUUAUGGCAGCUGCUGCUAUUUCUAAGGGAUGUGCCUCCUGCAUUGCUUAUCCACACGAAGUCAUAAGGACGCGGCUCCGGGAGGAGGGCACCAAGUACAAGUCCUUUGUCCAGACCGCUCGGCUGGUCUUCCGAGAAGAAGUUCUCCGCUUGCUUCUGCACCAAGGCCUUGAAGUGAAGGGACUGAGCACCUGGAGCAGGAAGAGACCAGCGGGAGGACAGCGAUGCCUCCUCUCCAAAGCGGCUGCUUGGAUUGAAAAUGGAAAAUAUCACUGUCGGAGCUGCUAAUGGAGAAAUCCCAUGAUUUCUCUCUGUCUUUUCCACAAGCUUAGUCAUUGGGGUUUUGUUAUUUUUAAGUAGUCGUUUAAUAAGACUUUUAGAACCCUCAUUGCUUACCCAUUGUGUUCCAAGCACUGUGCAAAGUGUUAUAUAUUUUCUCAUUUAAGGUAAUUCUGACAACCUUGUGGGGCAGGUAUCACCACCAUCCACAUGUUACAAACGAGAGGCUCCGAGGCUACAGGACUGGCUUGAGGUCUUGGAGACAGUAGGUAGUAAACUGACCAAGAGUGUUUGCACUGCUUGUUGAGUAGGUGAAUAUAAGGGAGAGGGGCUGCUGAGCUUGUGGAAUGACCUGACCCUGAAGCUGAGGUCCAGCCGACCAUUCCAUUCUGCUCACUCCAGGACUAUGAUUGCACUGAUGAAGGUGCCCUUACACUAGAAGUGCCCGGGACGGAGGUGUUGGCUGCCUUCUUUGUCCACGUGGAUCACAGAGCCCUUUCUUUGAGCAGACGUGACACAGACACUGAAUCUUCUUGGAAAGAAAAUGGUUCUUAAAUACGCCACACGCUUUGAAGGAGGCUUCACGGCUGUUUGUUCAUCUGUGGUGAAACCAGCAGGACGCAAAGGAAAGGCCUGUGCUCUGACACCCACUCCAGGAAGGAGGAGCUUCGAGUGCAGGCUCUACUCACCCCCUGGGUUUCUGCCCUGCUCAUUCCCUCCUGCCGUUGCUGGUGAAUGCACUGACUAGGGUUUGGCAUAGAUUAACUGGCCCAGGAAACCCAUCAACCCAUCACUAUCCACCACAGUAAGAACUCUGAUGUUGACCUCGAAAAACACUGGGAAUGUUGUGGGAACACUGAAACAUUAUAUUGUGAUACAAAUAUUUCCGACUAGAUUUUUUUUAGGUGUAAAGGUAAUUUAGCUCAAACCAGUAAUACUAAAACGCUUGCAUAAAGUAAUUCUCCCCUAGAUCCACCCCCCCUCAGGUAACUUUGCAAUUUGGUGUUAACCAGCCUCUUUCUACAAACAUACACAUAUGGGAGUUUAUGCAAACUUAGGUAUCAUCAAAAUUAAUGUGUUGCUUUUUUUUGAAGUAUAGCAUCCCUCCAGGCCAAUACCUAUAACUGACAUUCUGGCGGUUGCAUUACGUCCCAAUACAGUAUGUCCUGUUUGUUCAACCUCGUCCCUAUCGGUGCAUGUUUCUAUAAACUAGUUUUUUGACCAU
Equus quagga is the source of this 2597-nucleotide messenger RNA. RefSeq names its product solute carrier family 25 member 33 (gene SLC25A33). The coding region runs from base 578 to 1381 and encodes 267 amino acids. Lineage: Eukaryota; Metazoa; Chordata; Mammalia; Perissodactyla; Equidae. Gene Ontology annotation, cellular component: mitochondrion. The record is from RefSeq and is a predicted model, not a curated record. Gene Ontology annotation, molecular function: pyrimidine nucleotide transmembrane transporter activity. Gene Ontology annotation, biological process: pyrimidine nucleotide import into mitochondrion. The transcript has 9 exons.